Peromyscus leucopus (white-footed mouse) is the source of this 2041-nucleotide messenger RNA. Its product is annotated as cell surface glycoprotein CD200 receptor 5-like. The transcript has 7 exons. The record is from RefSeq and is a predicted model, not a curated record. Gene Ontology annotation, cellular component: external side of plasma membrane. Lineage: Eukaryota; Metazoa; Chordata; Mammalia; Rodentia; Cricetidae. Gene Ontology annotation, biological process: regulation of neuroinflammatory response. Gene Ontology annotation, molecular function: signaling receptor activity. Bases 432 to 1247 code for a protein of 271 amino acids.
UAACUCAGGCUCACUAAUAGUCCUCAGUCACUGUCCAUAAGCUCUCGUGCUUUUCAAAACCUUUAGCUAGAAGCAAUUUUCUGUGCUUGUUUAUGUUGUCCCUCGAGGUCACACCUUUCUCAGCAAAGGACAGCUCUAGAACACAGCAGGAAAUCGCAUCAUUGAGCAACAUCGUCGUAAGACGCGACUGCAAAGAGCACAGGGCAGACCUGUUCUCUUGGUCAUUUGUUUGGAGCAAGAGUCUUAUCACUGGCUUAAUCAUCCAACAUCAUGUAGAAUGGAGACGAAGAUAAAGAUAGGCGAAUGAGGAAGAAAAGUCACCCUUAAAUCUGGUAAACUGAGUACAAGCACAGUUGACAUCAAGGAACGACAGCUCACUGAGUCCAUCCAGGGAUUUAUGGUGACUUGUGUUUAAGUAGAAACCACUCCAGAUGAGUGCUUUCAGGAGGACUUUGGCUUUGGGGUUACUGAUCUCCAUCACUAUUCUGGUGCUGGAGUCAAGUUGUAUGAAUGGGAAUCAAACGGAACAGAACAGUUCAUUACCUUUGCCAGAAGUUAACAUUACAGUGUCUGUGCAGAUGGGUACAAAGGCUCCACUGUGCUGCCCUGCUAUUCCACUGACAAAAGCAGUACUAAUAACAUGGGAAAUAACCACAAGAGACCAGCCUCCCUGCAGAAUAUCCUACAGAGUAGAAACCAAGGAGACCAAUGAAACCAACUGUACAGACAGGAGAAUCACCUGGGUCUCCACACCUGACCAGAGUCCUGUUCUUCAGAUCAAUGCAGUGGCCCUCGAUCAUGAUGGGCAUUAUUCAUGUAUUAUAGCAACACAUAAUGGGAAUUUCAUAGAGAGACAUGACCUCCAAGUUCUAGUCCCUCCUGCAGUAACCCUGUCUCCAGGGAAAAAUAGAACUGCAGUUUGUGAGGCGACUGCAGGUAAGCCGGCUGCUCAGAUCUCCUGGACUCCAGAUGGGGACUGUAAAACUAUGAAUGAAUCACACAGCAAUGGCACCGUGACUGUCAGGAGCACAUGCCAGUGGGAGCAGAGCAAUGUAUCUGCUGUGUUCUGCUUUGUCUCUCAUUUGACUGGCAACCAGACUCGGUCCAUAGAACUGAAUCAAGGUGUUACCAGCACGCCACUGCAUUCCUUGCUGACCAUUCUCUAUGUGAAACUUUCCCUUUUGGGAAUCAUUUUGCUCAUCAUAGGAUUUGUUUUCUUCCAGAAGAGAAAUUACUUCAGAAAAUGAAAAUCAAGAUUUCUGAAGCCUAUUAGUCUGGUGGCACAAUACAAGAAAGCAGCCAUUUGCAGUCACCUUUCUAGUUGACACCCAGCAUACCUGCUCCUGAUGUCUCCAUGUGUGCUACAAGUCAUGUGACAGCUGGCAGUCAUGCAGUAUGAAUAUACAAGCAAAAGCUUGGUGCUUACCAUCUUAUGUGCUAUUAAUGAUCAUAUACCCUCUCCUGUCCCUGCUUCUCAGGUCAAAGAGGAAGAUGGCUUAGCAAAUGUGAACAACAGUGCUAGGUGGAUUUCCUUCACUCAAGUCCUCCAGGAAUGGCUUCCAUCAACUUCCUCUUUGUUGGUUCAUUUUACAUGAUCAUAAAUGUUGCACUGUCAGAUGCCAUGAGAAGCAAUACCUUCAAGUCAGGCACUAGCUGGCCUUCUUUCCUUGCUUUCUUGCUACCAAAUAGUUAGGUAGUUGCCUUUUAUAUUAAAAAUUGAAUACAAGACUAGAAACCAUUUUUUUUUAGCAGUAUCUCUGUGCUUUAGUAGAGGUUUAAAGGUGAAACCAGAGAAGGCACUGCCAGUGUCAUGGAGGUAACACUGAAAAUCCCCUUACUGUUUAGAGCCCCAGUGUCUCAAUUCCCUUUUCUGUCUGCAUGGUGACUCACAGGCGUUGGGAUGGAUCAGGGAGGGUAAGGGUAAGACACUGAUAAACCCUAGUAACUGUAAACCAAGACCUUGUCUUCACUUGAUAGAGACAGUAAUCCUAUAAUAAAAACUUUGUUUUUAAUUAAAAGGAUUAUUUCUUGGGUAACAUGA